Messenger RNA from Cryptomeria japonica (Japanese cedar), 859 nucleotides. Its product is annotated as large ribosomal subunit protein eL28y. Gene Ontology annotation, molecular function: structural constituent of ribosome. The coding region runs from base 161 to 616 and encodes 151 amino acids. Lineage: Eukaryota; Viridiplantae; Streptophyta; Pinopsida; Cupressales; Cupressaceae. The record is from RefSeq and is a predicted model, not a curated record. The transcript is spliced from 4 exons. Gene Ontology annotation, cellular component: cytosolic large ribosomal subunit; ribosome. Gene Ontology annotation, biological process: translation.
GGUGUACACUUAGGGUUUAACAACAUGCUUUUGUUUAUAUCCGAAGACUCUGCUAUAGGGGCUUUCUUAAAACAUUAGGGUUCGUCGAAAACAGAAGUUAGGGAACCUAGCUCUUGAUUUUUUUUGCAGGUACAGGAGCUAAGAAGAAGGUGUCUCAAGGAUGACAACCAUAUCCGGGCAGCUCAUAUGGGAGAUCGUGAAGAGAAACAACUGCUUCCUCGUCAAGCAGAAUGGCAACAGCUCUGCCAAGGUUCAGUUCAGCAGCGAGCAUAACAAUCUCUACAAUUUGAACUCAUACAAGUUCUCAGGUUUAUCAAACAAGAAAACAGUUUCUAUCACACCUGGAGGUGAAGAUUUGGCUGUUGCUCUUGCAACAACAAAGACAAAGUGUCAACACAAGCCUGUAAAAUAUGUCCAUAGGUCCAUUCUGAAGAAGGAAUUCAAUAAAAUGGCCAAAGCUGUUGUCAACCAGGUUGCUGAUAAUUAUUAUCGCCCUGACUUAAAGAGACCAGCUCUAGCAAGGCUUAGUGCUGUGCAUAAAAGCCUCCGUGUGGCAAAAUCUGGUGGGAAGAAAUCCAAGAAAUCCAGGGUUAGCAAGAAAGCAUUCAGGAAGUGAAGCAGUAGCAUGAUAUGAGAUUCUAUAAUAGAGGUUGAUUUUUGUUUGAGUUGAAAUCAUUUGUUAUAGUAAUAUCUUCGAAGUGAUUAUCAAGGAGAAUUUUGCCUGAGAAUAUUGCAUUUGUGAGCACUGAUUUUUGUUUGGUAAUUAGACAUGCCCCUCUGACAUUCAUAUUCGAACGAUGUGGUAAAUUUAGUAGAUUUUAUUUGAGAUAUGUGAUAAAUUUAGUAGAGUUUUAUUUAA